CUUAAUACUAGAAAUGAAGACAUUCAUAUGCAUCCAUAAGUUGGACCGAGUUAUAGGCUGCUGUUCUGAUUUUUGUCUGUACUGAACCAUGACGAUUCCAUAGUCGUUAUUCGGAAAUUCUACGCGGAAAAGCGGUUUGAUGCUGAGUGAAGAGACAAUUCCAUAGUCGUUAUUUGAUACCUGCAGCCUCAAGCACAAUCACCGAAAGAAAGUUCAAACUUCGGUUGAUUGUCUAAUUCUGCGAAAUUUCUCGGAGAAUCAGACAGUUUACAGUUGAUAAAUCACAGUAUAUCACUGGACUCUCACCAGUAAGCCAUAACGCGCCUUCCUUCUGCCUCAAACGAACUGAGAGGAACAGAGUCUCUUUACAAGCCGGCAAGAAGCAAAAGCCAGAGUCACCAUAACUACGCCACUACUUUCAAAGAGCCUGAAGGGAUAGCCAGCACUGUUCUUCACCACCUCCCAAGCUCAUUAAUAAGUCCGAGUUUAGAAGGGGCAGCAGAGCAUCAUCAAUGCAGAAUCAGAGCUAGCGAUUGGCUGUGAGAAUUUAAAUAGCUCCGAAAUUAACGUUAACUUCGCCAACAGGUCAAGUGGCUGCGGAGGUAGAAGAUGAAACUCCCUGAAGCAACAAGAAGAUAAUUAAACGAAGCCUCAGUUUCUCAAACAUAGCCAUGGAAUUACGGCAAGUAUUACUGAAGACAGCUUUAGCCUUGCUCUUUAUUCAGUUUGGUCUAGCUCGACAAAUUUCUUCCAGCUUCGGAACCGAAAGGCUCGCGCUGCGUCAGCUUCGCUCGUCGUUGGGGAUUCGUAGCAAGUACUGGCCCAUAAAAGCGGAACCGUGCAGGAACUGGACCGGGGUUCGGUGCCAGAACGGGCGAGUCGUUGGGAUAAGCUUAUCCGGUUUAAGACGAACCCGAUUCGGGCGUCUCCAUCCACGUUUCGCGGUGGAUUCUCUUGCCAACUUCACACUCUUAGAGUCAUUCGAAGCUUCUGGGUUCUUGCUCAAUGGGUCUAUUCCUGACUGGUUCGGACAGCGCCUGAGAACACUACAAAGGCUCGAUCUAAGCUCUUGCUCACUCACGGGUCUCAUUCCUCCGUCUCUGGGGAAUUUGAAUGGGCUGAAGUUUCUGAUUCUGGCGGAUAAUAGUCUCACCGGGAGAAUGUCUUCCACAUUGGGACAAUUAUCCAGUUUAUCGGUUCUGAAUCUCUCAGGAAAUUCGCUCACUGGAUUAAUGCCCAACUCUUUCUCGUCUCUGGUCAAUCUCACAAGCCUUGACCUCUCUUCUAAUUUUUUAUCUGGUUCCGUUCCGGCCUAUCUUGGUAAUCUUAAUAGGCUUCAGCUUUUGAAUCUUUCCGACAAUGGCUUCACUGCCCCGCUACCUUACCAACUGCGUAAUCUUUCUCAGUUAGUUCAGCUUGAUCUAAGCAAGAAUUCUUUGUCUGGGUCGUUGCGCGGUGAUUUGUUUUCUCAACUUACUUCCCUACAAAGUCUAUCUCUGGGUAGGAAUGCCUUUGAUGGCUCUCUUCCUCCCGCAUUGUGGUCAAUGAGGCACCUGUCCGUCCUUGAUGUAUCCAGCAACAGCCUUACUGGCACUCUGCCGAAGCUUGUCCCAAAUGUUAGUUCUACCGGUGCUAUCUUCAACCUCUCAAACAAUUUAUUCUAUGGAUAUCUUAAUACUUCGUUUACGAAAUUUAGGAUUAUUGAUUUGUCCAGUAAUUAUUUCCAAGGCAAGGUGCCUGAUCAUGGCUUAAGUAAUAUUACUCUUGAUACAAAUUGCCUUAUAAUGGGUCCGAAACAAAGGAAUUCCAGAGAUUGUACGCAGUUUUAUGCCAAGAGAAACCUAAUCUUUAUUGGUGCUCAAGAACCAGCAGCGUCGCCUUCGGCCGAAGCAGAGUCCAGGAAAAACAAACGAGUGAUAUUCAUUUUGGCGGGCACGUUUGGUGGACUUGGGUUUAUUGUGAUUCUAGUAUUGGUCUUAGUACUGCUUCUCGGAAAAUGUGGUAAUAGCACUGAAACUCAAAAAAGGGCAACAAAUGAGGUAUCCGUUCAAGAAGGGGAAAGUCCUGUGCCCCCAAAGAAUCUUAUGUUAGACAGCGGCAUGGGAGAAUCAUUUAGUUAUGAACAAUUGCUCCAUUUGACUGGUAAUUUUGCUGAAGUUAAUAUCAUCAAGCGUGGUCAUUCCGGUGACAUUUUCAGGGGAAUCCUGGAAGGUGAAGUAAGUGUGGUUGUGAAAAGGGUAGAUUUGAACUUAGUCAAGAGAGAAUCAUUCAUGUUGGAAUUGGAACUGCUAAGCAAGGCUUCUCAUACAAGAUUGGUGCCGCUACUGGGGCACUGCUUGGAGAAUGAGAGUGAGAAAUUUUUAGUUUACAAGUACAUGCCAAAUAGAGAUUUGGCUACUUGCUUGCACAGAGUGAGUGGCUCAGACGAUAAAGAACAGUCCCUGGAUUGGAUCACCAGAUUGAAAAUUGCAAUAGGAGCUGCUGAAGGUCUACAUUACCUGCAUGAUUGCCGCCCUCCUCUUGUCCAUAGAGAUGUCCAAGCAAGUAGUAUACUUCUUGAUGAUAAAUUUGAAGUCAGAUUUGGAAGUUUGAGCGAGGUUACUGCCCAAGGAAGUCUUCACCGGCGUGUCGUCACAAGGUUAUUUCGCAAGUCACGAUCUUUUGAUCAAAACAAUCCUGGUUCGUCAACUGCAACAUGUGCUGAUGAUGUAUACUCUUUUGGGAAGGUCUUACUUGAGCUUGUUACCGGUAAGCCUGGAAUUAGCGAGACAGAUGACGCCAGCACCAGAGAGUGGAUAGAGCAAACGUUGUCAUACAUAAGCACAUAUGACAAGGAACAGGUGACUAAAAUAGUAGACCCAUCUCUUAUAGUUGAUGAGGACCUAUUGGAAGAGGUGUGGGCUAUGGCAAUUGUGGCCAGAUCGUGCCUCAACCCAAAGCCUUAUAAACGCCCUCCAAUAGGGUAUGUCCUAAAAGCACUGGAAAAUCCAUUGAAGAUAGUGAGAGAAGAAUAUAACAGUAGCUCAGCUAGAUUGAGAACAACUUCAUCAAGGAGAUCUUGGAGCACGGCAUUCUUUGGGAGCUGGAGACAGAGCUCGUCAGAGGGUGCUACUGCAACUGCAAACAGAGAGGGUAUUACUGCCAGUGGCUUUAAACAAACAGGAAGAGUAGGGUCUCAGAGUAGUGGUGGAAAUGAUCACUCUUCUUCCCACAAAAGGUUGUCUAGUGAAGUUUUCCCUGAACCAUUGGAAAUUCAAGAGGUGGAAACCGGAGACGCGAGAUGAGCAUUGAGGGAAAGAUGGAUUUGGUAAUUGUUCUCUGAGUAGGUUUUCCGUGUAUAGCUUGUUCUCCGGAUCGCCGUUGUUUAGGCAAUGCAAUUCAUGCUACUUAUACAAAGGAACUCCUCACGCUAUCAACCUCUU
Molecule: messenger RNA, 3422 nt
Organism: Neltuma alba
Lineage: Eukaryota; Viridiplantae; Streptophyta; Magnoliopsida; Fabales; Fabaceae
Product: probable LRR receptor-like serine/threonine-protein kinase At2g16250
Exons: 6
Coding region: 672-3284 (870 amino acids)
Biological process (GO): protein phosphorylation
Molecular function (GO): protein kinase activity; ATP binding; receptor serine/threonine kinase binding
Source: RefSeq, a predicted model, not a curated record